GUUGUUACUGACAGUCUAAAUCCUAUUGCAAAGAUGAGUGCAGAAGACGCUAUAGGACCACAUAUCACUCUUUUCAAUAAGCCUGAGUUUAAUGGAGCUCUAAUGGAAUGUCGAGGGCCCAUAUAUACUUUAGCAAACACUGGAAUGGACAAAAUCGGCUCCGUGGAUGUCAAACGUGGAGUAUGGAUUCUGUACGAAGAGGUGAACUUUGGUGGAGACAUCUAUGUGAUCUGGGAAGGACAGAGUCUUAAAGAUAUAUCAGGAAAAAAGUAUUCCUCUUUGAAGGCAAUUGAAGCGCACUUCUCGGAAAACCCCUCCAUGACCAUUUACAGUGAACGAGCGUAUGGUGGUAAACAUAUUACUUUUACCGAUGAGGAGGCUAACUUCGUAAACAUUGGUUAUAAUGAUGUUGUUUCAUCAGCUAAAGUCGAAAAAGGGGCCUGGGUCGGUUACGAACACAUCAAUUUUGAAGGAAGGCAAUACUUGUUCACUAGAGGUUUUUACGAUAGAUCGUCAACUGAGGGCCACUUCCAGGAUAGCAAGAUGUCGUCUCUGAAACCAAUUCGCAAGGUUUCCUGCUGAAAUGAGAUAUGGAAAGUUCAAAAUCUAGCCACAGCUUAACUAUAUUACUUUAAUCACAAUAUUAUAAUCAACUGAAAAAUAACUAGCCUAUAACACCAGUUUUAACAUUUAUCUGUGUAUUACUUUCUAUUUUACUUUUUCUACAUUUGCUAAUGCAGAUCGCAAAAUAAAACUAUU
This is a messenger RNA of Ylistrum balloti, 759 nucleotides long. RefSeq names its product beta-crystallin B2-like. The transcript has 5 exons. Gene Ontology annotation, molecular function: structural constituent of eye lens. Bases 34 to 582 code for a protein of 182 amino acids. Gene Ontology annotation, biological process: lens development in camera-type eye; visual perception. The record is from RefSeq and is a predicted model, not a curated record. Lineage: Eukaryota; Metazoa; Mollusca; Bivalvia; Pectinida; Pectinidae.